AUGCAGAUAAAAUCAAACAUCACUCGUCAAUCAGUUGUGAUGGAAUCAGAAACAAUUGAAAAGCGAAAGAGCAACAAAGCUUCUACUGAUAAAUCGGCAAAGAAUGUGGGCAAAACUGCACUUGAGAAAACAAUUGGAAGUAAAGCUGCUGCACCAAACAAGGUUAUAGAGCUGGGCGUUUUUGUGGAUUCAGCUGCACUUUCUUUGUUCAUGCCCUACUUAGGGGCCAGAGAAUAUGUGAAACUUCGUGAGCUGAUCCUUGCCUUCGUCAAUGCGAUGCAAGCACUGUACCACCUUCCUAGUCUAGGCCAACGUGUCGACUUCUCGAUUGUUUACAUGGAAUUCCACGCAAAACCACCGGCCAAUUUAGUAAACAACGGAGAGCGUGGGCAACUUCUCGAUUCCUUCUGCUCUUUUCAGACGAAAUUGAACAAACCGUCCGACAGCGAUGCCGAACAUUGGGAUAUGGCACUUCUUCUUUCUGGACUUGAUUUUUAUGCAGUUGAAAAAGGGAAAAAUAAUUACGUCGCAAUGGGUUUGUCAACUGUCACCGGUGUUUGCACUGACAUUUACAAUUGCGUCAUCGGAGAAUUUGACGUCACGAACCAGCGAGGUCAACCGUAUCCUUCCACCGGAUUCACUUCAGUAUACGUAAUGGCUCAUGAGAUUGGCCACAAACCCGGCCAAUUAUGGUCGGCCGAUGAGCAAUGCCGGAUUCUCUUGCGGGACAAGGCUGCUGUUGCUUUCUUCGCCACAACCGCCGACAUUGCCGCGUCUUGCAACUCGCUGAAAUGUAAAACACCAAAUCGCGAUGGCUUCUUUACUUCUGGUCCAGCUCUCCCCGGAACGGUUUGCGGUAGCUCACUGUGGUGCGAUGGAGGAAACUGCGUUCCGUCCGGCCGCUCUAACGUAAUAGUAACAGUUCAAGGAGGAUGGUCAGACUGGAAAAACAAACCUUGCAGCUCCGGCUGUCUCACGAAAUCCAAAGGAGCGGUCGUCAGUGAAAGAGAGUGCAAUAAUCCAGCACCGAGUGACGUGUUGCAUCGCUGCGAAGGCGCCAGUCUCAAGGCGGCCGUUUGCGACGACGAACAAGUUUGCACCGGAAAAACACGCGUCGCUCCGGUCGAAUAUGCUGGCCAGCAAUGCGCCAAAUUCAGCCAACAUGUGCCAUUCAUAGAUGCUAAAGGCACUGGCAUGCAAGCGGCCUACUCUGAAAAACGGCCAUGGCAAUCGUGCGCCAUUUUCUGCAAGCGAAGCGAUCGGGAAGGAUUUUACACUCCACGACUUGAUUUGAACAGUUUGGCCGACGUCUCUGCUUAUUUCCCGGACGGAACUUGGUGUGGCAACGACGGCCAAAAGGAUCUGUAUUGCCUCCAACGAUCCUGCGUCUCUGGCGAAGGAUUGAUCCGCAGCACCGGUGAGAAAAGCAGCACGGACCUGGACAUGGCCAACAACGCUCCGAUGACGGGUGUGGUCAGUCACAAAAUCCCGGCCGCCCUAGAGGAGUACUUGAUGCUGGACAAGAAUGGUAAACCCAUGAAGGAGGAAAUUGACGCCGAGACGCUGAAAGCCGCCAAAAAGAGCGGGAAAAGCAAUUCGGGUUACGAGGAUCAACAUUUCAUCACUUUGAAACCACCAAAGUAA
Messenger RNA from Daphnia pulicaria, 1644 nucleotides. RefSeq names its product A disintegrin and metalloproteinase with thrombospondin motifs 7-like. Gene Ontology annotation, molecular function: metalloendopeptidase activity. Lineage: Eukaryota; Metazoa; Arthropoda; Branchiopoda; Diplostraca; Daphniidae. Gene Ontology annotation, biological process: proteolysis; extracellular matrix organization. The record is from RefSeq and is a predicted model, not a curated record. The transcript is spliced from 10 exons. Gene Ontology annotation, cellular component: extracellular matrix. The coding region runs from base 1 to 1644 and encodes 547 amino acids.